Volvox carteri f. nagariensis is the source of this 468-nucleotide messenger RNA. RefSeq lists its product as uncharacterized. The transcript is spliced from 4 exons. NCBI's taxonomy places the organism in Eukaryota, Viridiplantae, Chlorophyta, Chlorophyceae, Chlamydomonadales, Volvocaceae. The record is from RefSeq and is a predicted model, not a curated record. The coding region runs from base 1 to 468 and encodes 155 amino acids.
AUGCCAUCAUCCCUCCUGCUUGCCUACAAUUUGACCUGGGCAUUCAUGUCAUGCAUGACUCUGCAGGUGAUGAGCCAACCCCUGCCCAGCAGGGUGCCCAGCCUGGAGGAGAUGGACAAGUACAAGUCGGCAGGCGGCCACGUGUCCUACCUCAACAAGUACAACCUGGCUGACAAGACGAUUGGCUGCUAUCUGGCAUCGGUUUCCAUUGAGGACACCAUUGAGAUCCUGGUCAUUGGCAGGAUGAAGGGGCUGCACCACCGUGCAAAAUUUACCCUGCCUGAGCCUACCAAGACACUCGCCAUCAAGGACUACCCCUUGACCAUGUUUGAUAAAGUAUCCUGGCCUGUUCUGGGCAUCCUGGCUAACGACAAGGGCAGACAUGCUGUGCCCUGGGCGUGUGAUACCCUGGGCGUCAGUACAAAGCAGAUAUCAUCAGCCUUGAAGGGGAACAACAUUAAGGGUUAG